AUUCACACUCAAAUGGGAGAGACAUACUCUCAACUUGCAUGGAAUGUAAAAGAAAAAGAUUUGCAGAGAGUAUGCAGUUCAACAACAGGUUGAGCAACUCCAGAAGGAGACAUUGUUUCAUAAUCUGAAGAAUGGUAAUGACAUUACCCUUAUCAGAAAGAUGGUGAGUCAAAUUAAUCAUUGAUGAAACUAGUCAAGCUUGAUCCCAGUUUCACAAUCUUGAAUGUAUCCCGUUUCUUAUUAUCACAGCCACGAACAGAUGUGUUAGGCUGUUGGACUCUUUCACAAAGCUACUGACUCGGAUGAGAAGACUUAAGCUACAAAGUAUCUGAAUUGCAUAACGAAAACUGUUCUAUAGGCUUAUCCUCAUUUAGCUGAAUCAAGGUGCUGAGAAAUAUUUCAGUCUAGCUGAAGAGGAAGCUAUUCUAGAGAUAUGUGCAUAAAACCUUGUCCAAGAGCUUUCUAGUAAACACUUAGUAGUGAUUGGAUGCUUUUUCAGAAAUAGAAAACUCCACAGUUCCAAAUCAUCCCCCAGCUUUUAGAAAACGUUAGGUUUUAUAUCAGAAAUUUGCUGAGACUCUUCUUGAUGGAAAUGGAUUUGGUAUGAAUCGAGUAUUUCACAAUAUGAGUAAGCCAAAGUGUGGCCAACUAUUCAGCAUCAAAGCUUUGGAAGGAUCUUCGCGGCUUCAGAAAACACUUAUAUGUUGUGCUUGAAGCUCAGCUCAAUCUAUGUGAAAACUAUGACUCUCAUGGUAAUUUAGUGUCUUCAAAGAUUCAUGUCAUCUCUUAAGUAUCUGAAAUAACAAUACUGCUCAGUCCUCCAACCCGAAGAGGACAAAGAGUGUCUAGAUGGGUUGGCCUUGAGGAUGGCUAAGUCCCGGUUAAACACUUGCUUGAAGGCAGUGAACAUCCAGACUUGAGAAACACUGUAGAAAUAUUCUCCUUGUUUACAAGAAUAAUACAAAACUAGAAAUGUCAUUGUGAGUGCACUUUAAAUAAUUGGAGCCAUAAACUAUUCCAGCUAAUUAUAAUCGAGUGAUGGUGGUGUCAGCAGAGGAACAUGAGAAUUCAACUUUUGCAUAAAGACUACCAAAUUCUCUCUACCCUCACAAUGAGAUGGUUCAAUGGAUCCAUAAAACUUUUAUGCAACAAUUUACACUUGUUGUAUCUGUACAAAUGCUCAAUCCUCGUGCUACUCUGCUGAUGCCACCAUGGUGGAAUUAUAAUC
Moneuplotes crassus is the source of this 1228-nucleotide messenger RNA. The record is from the annotation of a GenBank genome assembly. NCBI's taxonomy places the organism in Eukaryota, Ciliophora, Spirotrichea, Euplotida, Euplotidae.